CACCACACCACUCCAAAGAACACACGCAAACAAAAGUGGGUUGUAUGGAUCCUGCUGCCAUGAAUCCAUUAUUAUUAGUGCAGGUGGAUGAUCUUUUUCUUCACAAACGUAAUCUGUUUGAUGAGAUGCGAAGGAGAAAGAUAAAUACCCCGAUAGCUCUCCAUAUAUGCUUGGUUAUGGUGUCAAUAAAAAGGGAGCUUAGUUAAAGGAUUUCAAUCUUGUUGUCUGUCCUCCUGGCGGCGUCGGCGCAGAACAGGUGUACUGCCUUGGUGUGCUCUUGCUAUGUACCAUCAAGGAAAUUUGUUGACAGAGGUGAAGAGAAGAAAGAUGGGUUGGUGGAUGGAGUGCGUAAUAAUGAAAUGCAAGACCAAGACGGGCGCAAUAUUAAUGGGGGUGACUGCAGCAGCGCUCAAGUGCUGAAUGCUCGUAAGAGUAAUCUCAAGAAAACAGAAAAAUCAUUAAUGGUGGAGGACAAUCCAUCAAAGCCAACAGAAAAGAGGAAAGUCAGUUGGUCUGAUGCUCAUGGCAAAGAUAUUGCCAAUGUUCAGGAGUUUGAACCCAGUGUGUCGGAAGAUGAAGAGCUUGAGGGAGUUAAGAACUCUUGCGUUUGUGCAAUUCAGUGAAAGGCAGACAAAACUCCCUAGCUGGAUGAUUUCUUCUUUCCAACGGGAUUGGACGACAUGACAAACCUGGGAUCCAAAUUGUGGGAUGUUGCCUAGCCUCGGAUCAAUGUAUGCAUUGUCCUACGCCAUUAAUGAUUUUGCUGUUUUCUUGAGAUUACUCUUAACGAGAAUUCAGCACUUGAGCGCUGCUGCAGCCACCACCAUGAAUAUUGCGCCCCUCUUGGUUUUGCAUUUCAUUAUUACACACUCCCUCCACCAACCCAUCUUUCUUCCCUCCACCCCCGCCAACAAAUUUCCUUGACGUUACCUAGCAGGUGAAUGUUGUACUCUUAAUGUUUUGCAAUGAAGCAAAAAGGAGAGC
Rubroshorea leprosula is the source of this 984-nucleotide messenger RNA. The record is from the annotation of a GenBank genome assembly. Lineage: Eukaryota; Viridiplantae; Streptophyta; Magnoliopsida; Malvales; Dipterocarpaceae.